UAUACUCAUAAUUUGUCCCCCAAUAUAAUUCACUUUCGAUUUAUUUGAAAUUUGACAUUUGUUGAAAGUUGACAUUGAAACUGAAAACUAUCUUUUGUAAUGCUCCGAUUUCUACCGAUUUUUAAAUUUAAAAGGUAUCAAAAUAUUUUACACACCGUAAAAGCAAACUUCCAGAAUCAAUCUCCGGAAUAUGACAAAACCAUAAAUAAUUUAAUAAUCGGCAAAGAUACGAAGCUUAUUGUACAAGGAUUUACUGGAAAAACUGGCACUCAUCACAGUAAACUGACAAUAGAGUAUGGCACAAAUAUCGUCGGUGGUGUGAACCCCAAAAAAGCAGGUACCAAACAUUUAGAUUUACCAGUAUUUAAAGAUGCCAAAGAGGCGAAAGAAGCAACUGGAGCUACCGCUACCGUGCUUUACGUCCCUCCCUCAGGUUGCGCCCAAGCCAUAUUUGAAGCUUUGGAAGCGGAAAUACCAUUAAUUGUGGUCAUCACUGAAGGUAUACCUCAGCAUGAUAUGGUUCGAGUAAAGCAUGCUCUAUUAAGACAAUCCAAGUGCAGAUUAAUUGGACCUAACUGUCCUGGUUUGAUAGCUUCUGGCAAAUGCAAAAUAGGCAUAAUGCCCAAUCAAAUUCACAAAGAAGGAAUGAUAGGUGUAGUGUCCAGAUCAGGCACCUUAACCUAUGAAGCUGUAAACCAGACCACCCUGGCAGGUUUGGGCCAAACGUUGUGCUUUGGAAUUGGCGGGGAUCCAUUCAACGGCACGAAUUUCAUAGACGCCUUAAAAAUAUUCGUAGAAGACAAGAACACCAAGGGCAUAAUUCUGAUUGGUGAAAUCGGUGGACAAGCUGAAGAAGAUGCCGCAGCAUUUCUUUCGGAAUACAAUACAGGUUCGAAUAUGAAACCAGUUGUGGGAUAUAUCGCUGGCGUUUCGGCUCCGCCUGGAAGAAGGAUGGGGCACGCUGGCGCUAUUAUAUCGGGGGGUAAAGGGAAAGCCAUCGAUAAAAUUAAUGCGUUGGAGAAGAUUGGGGUAGUCGUGCCAAGAACGCUCACCCAAAUUGGAACUAACAUGAGGGAAUUGAUGAUCCGGAAUAGAAUAAUUCAGAAACAAUAAUCACAACUUAGAUACGAUAUUUUUAUAUUAGUUUUAUAUAUUUAUAUUAAAAAAAUAAAAUAACAAUUAGUUAUUA
This is a messenger RNA of Aethina tumida (small hive beetle), 1189 nucleotides long. Its product is annotated as succinate--CoA ligase [ADP/GDP-forming] subunit alpha, mitochondrial. NCBI's taxonomy places the organism in Eukaryota, Metazoa, Arthropoda, Insecta, Coleoptera, Nitidulidae. Gene Ontology annotation, molecular function: succinate-CoA ligase (ADP-forming) activity; succinate-CoA ligase (GDP-forming) activity. Gene Ontology annotation, cellular component: succinate-CoA ligase complex (ADP-forming); mitochondrion. Bases 100 to 1113 code for a protein of 337 amino acids. The record is from RefSeq and is a predicted model, not a curated record. The transcript has 2 exons. Gene Ontology annotation, biological process: tricarboxylic acid cycle.